Molecule: messenger RNA, 2666 nt
Organism: Aphis gossypii (cotton aphid)
Lineage: Eukaryota; Metazoa; Arthropoda; Insecta; Hemiptera; Aphididae
Product: rac GTPase-activating protein 1-like
Exons: 13
Coding region: 353-2128 (591 amino acids)
Biological process (GO): signal transduction
Source: RefSeq, a predicted model, not a curated record
CUCAGGUAGGCGGAACUGUGGUAGACGGCUGUAUAUUUUGAUUUAUUCAUUCAUUGUUAAUUGUUUAGUGUUUACGUUGUAAUUAUUUAUUUCAGUAUUAUGAGUAUUUAGAAAUUAAGCAAAUUUUGUAUUAAGCGUUAAACGGCAAGACUAAUCAUACAUCAAUUUUAGUAAUUUGUGGGAGAUAUCAUCCCUUUUAACUCGGACACUCGUCUUUUUGUUGACUGAUCUUAACGUCAAUAAUGAAUCAUUAACUUUGUUUUCCAUAUUAUACACCUUCCAAACCACAAGACAUACCAAUUCAUACCAAUUAUAUCAACAAACAAAAACCGCACUUUUUUCUUCAAAAACAAUGGAACGAUUAUCAUUAGCUAUGAAAUAUGAUGAACAUUUCCGACAUGUGAUGGCUUUAUUGGAUACAACUGUGGAAAGAGAUUAUAAAGCCAAAAUCAUAUCAUUGGAUAUACUCAGUGUACAACUUAAAGAUCAUGGAAAUGACAAAGAAAUAAUGAAGAAAAAACUACAAGAAAUGCGUAUUGAGUGCGAACGUCUUAUGCAUAAUCUUAAAAGUUCUAAUCGAUUAUUAGAUGAAGCUAAUAAAGAAAAGAGACAUGCAGAAGUUGAACGAGAUAAUAUGGCCCAGAAACUUGAAAAUUUCUAUAGACUUUUUAAUAGUGCUAAUAAUUCCAACCUAAAUCGAUCUGGUUCUCCAGUAUUUCAAUGUGAAGCAGAAAGGUUUGAUCAAAUACCACGUCAAGAUACAACUGAAUCAGUAUUAUCAGACAUAAGUUACUCGAGAGUAGAAGAUAGUUUGGAUUCCGAUAAGAAUUUUGAAGAUGCUAUGGAUCGCUGGGAACCUGAAGUAUUUGGUACUGUAAAAAGAAAACGAACAUCAGGUGUUACAAACCCCAAUGAAAUGAGGAAGGAAAUUGAAACAAAUACUACAACUGCUACUCAAAUUGUUGCUACUACUACUGUUACAAUGCAGCCAUUUACAAGAAACAUCAGUGCAAAAUCUAUUAUUGAAGCCAAACCAUCUAAUCUUUUUCCAACACCCAGUGCACCACCUAUAUCUGACUCUUUGGACUCGUUUGACUCUGAUCCAUAUGGUAAUGAAAAUAAUCAAAAUAUACCCAACACAAUACAUUCAAGUUCAGCACUUAAUAAAUUAAACAAUAGAGCUCACAAUUUUACUCAAAAAAGUGUCAUCAUUCCAGAAAUAUGUGGCCCAUGUGGAAAAAAAGUUAAAUUCAAUCGUGUUGUGGUGAAAUGCUUAGACUGCAAAGCAACAGCGCAUUUGGAACACAAAGAUAAAAUUCCUUUACCGUGUAUUCCUGUAAAGAGUACACCAAGCAAAAAUGGCGGACGAAUAGCUGAUUAUUCACCAAUGGUUAAUGGCCGCCCAAUGAUACCUGCAUUAGUCAUCCACUGUGUGAACGAAAUUGAACAAAGAGGAUUUGAUACUGUUGGAUUGUACAGAAUACCUGGUUCAGAGAAAGAUGUAAAAGCACUGAAGGAAAAAUUCCGUAAAGGAGUACCUAAUUUGUCCGAUGUUGACAUACAUGUUGUGUGUGGUUGCUUAAAAGAUUUCUUGAGAACUCUUGAUGAUCCAUUAAUUCCCCACUAUGAUUGGAAAACUUUUACGGAUGCUGUCAGAAAUUCAAAAGAUGAAACUGAACACAGAUUAUACCAAGCCAUAUCAUUAUUACCACCGCCCAAUCGUAACACACUCGCAUAUAUAAUGUUGCAUUUACAAAAAGUUGCUGCAACACCUGAUUGCAAAAUGCCUGUUGGAAAUUUAGCUCGAGUAUUUGGUCCAACAAUUGUUGGUUAUUCAAGUGAAGUUUCUGAAAAUCUGUAUUUUGAUUGUGAAUUGAGUAAUAAAGUUGUUGAAGAAAUGCUGAAAUUGUCACCUGACUAUUGGUCAAACUUUUUAAACAAUUUAGUACCUUUGCGUGCACAAAAUACACCCCUGAAACGCACUUCUUCUCGUCCAUUACAACCUACUCAUACUCCAAUUACCAAAAACAAUAGAAUUUUUGGUUCUAGCACAAAAAGGCGGUAUUUAGAAUCUCCACGAUCAGUCAAAGCUGCUAGGAUCAAACAACUUGAAUCGAAAAAAAAAUAAUUCUACAGUAACCUUUGAAAAUUUUUUUGAUUUUCAGUUUCUGUUGAAUCUAAAUUAAGUGUAAUACAAAUACUAAAUUAAGUUAUCACAGUACUUAUGUUUACUAAUACAUUUAUUUAUAUUUUUUUUAAAUUACAUUAACAAAUCGAUAAUUAUAAUGUGAUUUUUCAAAUAAAACUAAAAACGCUGAUGAAUGUUUAUCAGGUUUUUUUUUUUUUGUCUCAUAUUUAGGAUUUUUUUUUCAAAAUGUACUAACAAACACAUUUUACAUUACUGUUGUAUAAUUUUCGAUCAUCAUUGUUUUUAAUUUUUUUUGUAAUCUGUGAUUUUCUUUUUUACUUUAAUUUUAUUUUUAUGUACCUACGAACAAAAUAUAUUUUAUUGCUUAUAACUUAUAUUACAAACCCCAAAAAAAUAUUAUAUAUUAAGUCUACUAUAAGUAAUAAACAAUGUAUACGUAUGUUUAAAUUAACUUUAAUUUUUAGUUAUUUUUAUAUAUAUACCAACAAAAUAAAUAAACAUACAAUAUUAAAUAAAA